CCAGCUAGAUUGCUCGUUGCGCCGCUUUGUAAACGCCGAACGCGUACUCUUCCCCACUUUCAUAUCUUCUUCUCCUCCUCCUCAGCACCUCCUUAUUUAUUUUAACCUUAAAAUUAAUUAAUAAUACACAACUCACCUCGCUCCCCGUCUCUCCACACGCCCUCCCUAAUUAUAGUCUAAUCCCCAAUUAACAUUUUUCAAAUUAGUUUCUUCUUUAUUACCGUUUGGACCUCGCAGGCUCGCACGUUCUCCUCUCUCUCUCUCUCUCUCUCUCUCUCUCUCUCUCUCCGUUUCUAUUUGGCUUCUGUGGUGGCAUUCUGAGAUCUGGUGGUGGGAUCUGACGAUCGAAGGGAAAAAUGGCAGACCCAAAACCAGACACACCUUUGAUCCCACCAUCUUCGUCGUCGUCGUCAUCAUCCUCGUCGCGAAACCUCCCCGACUUCAAAAAAUCUAUUAAGCUAAAAUAUGUGAAGCUUGGAUACCAUAUCCUCAUCACCCAUGGAAUGUACCUCUUUCUUUCCCCUCUUGUUGUCGUUAUUGCUGCCCAGAUUUCGACAUUUUCUCUCAAGGAUCUCUAUGAUCUUUGGGAGCAUCUCCAGUAUAACCUGAUUUCAGUGAUUAUCUGCUCUACUCUCCUUGUUUUCCUGUCCACUGUCUACUUUGUAACCCGACCUCGCCCGGUGUACCUUGUUAACUUUUCCUGCUACAAACCAGAAGAAUCUCGAAAGUGCACGAAAAAGAUUUUCAUGGAACAGUCCCAGAUGACUGGUACAUUUACAGAGGACAAUCUUCAGUUCCAGCGAAGGAUCCUUGAGAGAUCCGGCCUUGGUGAUUCGACUUACCUUCCAGAGGCUGUACUCAACAUUCCUCCAAAUCCGUCAAUGAAAGAAGCUAGAAAAGAAGCCGAGGCUGUGAUGUUUGGUGCCAUUGAUGAGCUUUUGGCUAAGACAGCUGUAAAACCUAAGGACAUUGGAAUCUUGAUUGUGAACUGCAGCUUGUUCAAUCCAACCCCAUCUCUUUCUGCCAUGGUUAUCAACCAUUACCAGCUUCGAGGGAACAUAGUCAGCUACAAUCUUGGUGGGAUGGGAUGCAGUGCAGGUCUGAUCUCGAUUGAUCUUGCUAAAAAUCUUCUUCAGGUGCAUCCCAACUCUUAUGCACUGGUUAUCAGCAUGGAGAACAUCACCUUGAACUGGUACUUUGGAAACGACCGCUCAAAGCUUGUCUCAAAUUGCUUAUUCCGUAUGGGAGGGGCUGCUGUAUUGCUUUCAAACAAAAGCUCAGACAAAAGAAGGUCCAAGUACCGAUUGGUUCAUACAGUUCGUACCCACAAGGGUGCUGAUGAUAAGUGCUUUAGCUGCGUUACCCAAGAAGAAGACGAUAACGGGAAGAUUGGUGUUACUUUAUCAAAGGAUCUGAUGGCAGUAGCAGGUGAUGCUCUAAAGACCAACAUCACCACAUUGGGCCCUCUUGUGCUGCCAAUGUCUGAACAGCUGCUUUUCUUUGCUACAUUGAUUGGGAGGAAACUGUUCAAGAUGAAGAUCAAACCAUACAUCCCGGAUUUCAGACUGGCUUUUGAGCAUUUCUGUAUUCAUGCUGGGGGAAGAGCUGUCUUGGACGAAUUGGAGAAGAACCUUCAUCUAUCAGAUUGGCAUAUGGAGCCAUCGAGGAUGACACUUUAUCGAUUUGGAAACACCUCAAGCAGCUCUCUUUGGUAUGAACUAGCUUACACAGAAGCCAAGGGAAGGAUGAAGAAAGGAGAUAGAACAUGGCAGAUAGCUUUCGGGUCAGGAUUCAAGUGCAACAGUGCUGUGUGGAAGGCUCUUAGGAGCAUAAACCCCGCAAAGGAAAAGAACCCGUGGAUGGAAGAAAUUGAUCGGUUCCCAGUUGAUGUUCCAAGGGUGUCAACCUUCUAAUUUGAAGUGAUAUUUCUCAUUCUUAUGCCGUCGGAUUUAGGCGGCUUUUGCCAGCUUCGUUUCUGAUUGGAGGUCAUAGAAUUGGUUUUCUUUGCUUUGUCAUGUUUGGAGGUUUACUUUUAGGGCAGGUGUUUGGUUUAGGGUGGGAGGGCAGCCAAAUUUCACUUAUUUACAAAGGGGGAUUGUCUGAGGAAUUAUAUUUACUGGUAUUUUUAGGUCAUUAAAUUCGAGCAUUUCGAAAUAGGAUUCGGGGUUGUGGAAGGAUUAACAUGUUGUAAAUCAUUUUUUGGAUAAUUGGGAGAUCGAAUUGAAAGUUUGAACUUAAUAGACUUUAGCACUUGGUUCCCUCUUUA
Molecule: messenger RNA, 2266 nt
Organism: Pyrus x bretschneideri (Chinese white pear)
Lineage: Eukaryota; Viridiplantae; Streptophyta; Magnoliopsida; Rosales; Rosaceae
Product: 3-ketoacyl-CoA synthase 11
Exons: 2
Coding region: 357-1913 (518 amino acids)
Biological process (GO): fatty acid biosynthetic process
Cellular component (GO): membrane
Molecular function (GO): acyltransferase activity, transferring groups other than amino-acyl groups
Source: RefSeq, a predicted model, not a curated record